Molecule: messenger RNA, 4584 nt
Organism: Scophthalmus maximus (turbot)
Lineage: Eukaryota; Metazoa; Chordata; Actinopteri; Pleuronectiformes; Scophthalmidae
Product: natural resistance-associated macrophage protein 2-like
Exons: 16
Coding region: 328-2088 (586 amino acids)
Biological process (GO): metal ion transport
Cellular component (GO): plasma membrane
Molecular function (GO): manganese ion transmembrane transporter activity; iron ion transmembrane transporter activity; cadmium ion transmembrane transporter activity
Source: RefSeq, a predicted model, not a curated record
AAACCGGGUCACAUGGUAGAAACCGGAGAAACGACCGAGUUCAUUCAUGAAACCUUCUAUGUGACUUUGUCCUUUGUCUUCCUCCUCCUCCUCCUCCUCCCUAACUUACCUGUCCGGUGAGUCAACACCUCCACCUGGAGGGACGAUGUCCAACCGUCUCCCUCCUUCUGCUCCGCCGGAAACAACCAGGAAACGACGAUGCGGAGGAAUUAAAGAAAACACAAACUUGACCUGAACGUAGCGACGGAUUCCUGCGCUUGUUCGCCUCCUGCCGCGGGUGAACCUGACUACCUGAGCCGAGUGUGAGGAGCAGACGUGGAGAAGAAGAUGUCCUGCUACCUGCGGACAGUCAGAGGCUCCACACCUGACGACAUCCACAUCUCCUCUCUGCCUCCCAGCUGUCCCACGUACGAGGAGGCCGAACAGAAUGGAGGACGAGCGUAUGAUGCGGCGGGAGAGGGAGCGGUGAUCCAGACCACACACACACACAGAGUCCCUGCUCCGUCCGUCUUCCUCCAGAAACAAGACAAUGAUGCUGUUUCCACCGCUUACUUCGACCAGAGGGUCCCCGUCCCCGAGGACGACAGUGAGAGGAGCUUCAGUCUGCGUAAGCUGUGGGCCUUCACCGGGCCGGGGUUUCUGAUGAGCAUAGCGUACCUGGACCCAGGUAACAUCGAGUCGGACCUGCAGUCGGGUGCGAAAGCUGGCUUCAAGCUCCUCUGGGUGCUGCUGGGAGCCACCAUCAUCGGCCUGCUGCUGCAGAGGCUGGCGGCUCGGCUGGGCGUGGUCACCGGGAUGCACCUGGCCGAAGUCUGCAACCGCCAGUACCACACGGUGCCUCGUAUCAUCCUGUGGCUGAUGGUGGAGCUGGCCAUCAUUGGCUCAGACAUGCAGGAGGUCAUCGGGUGCGCCAUCGCGUUCAACCUUCUCUCCAGUGGAAGGAUCCCCUUGUGGGCUGGUGUCCUCAUCACCAUCAUCGACACCUUCAUCUUCCUCUUCUUGGACAAGUAUGGUCUGAGGAAGCUGGAGGCCUUUUUUGGCUUCCUUAUUACCAUCAUGGCCAUCACAUUUGGAUACGAGUAUGUGACAGUGAGUCCGGAUCAGGGCCAGCUGCUGACGGGGAUGUUCGUGCCGUACUGCGAGGGCUGCGGGCCGGCUCAGAUGACUCAGGCCGUCGGCAUCGUGGGAGCCGUCAUCAUGCCUCACAACAUCUACCUCCACUCUGCUCUCGUCAAGUCUCGUGAGGUGGAUCGGUCGAACAAGAAGGACGUCAAGGAGGCCAACAAAUAUUUCUUCAUAGAGUCGACCGUCGCGCUGUUCAUCUCUUUCCUCAUCAAUGUCUUUGUGGUGGCUGUUUUCGCUGAAGCUUUCUACGGUCGCACAAACACGGAGGUGUACAAUGUCUGCAAUGAGUCAGGAAGUCCUCAUUCAAGUCUCUUCCCUAUGGACAAUGAAACUCUAGAGGUGGACAUCUAUAAAGGGGGAGUGGUGCUGGGCUGUUUCUUUGGCCCAGCCGCGCUCUACAUCUGGGCCCUGGGGAUCCUCGCAGCUGGUCAGAGCUCCACCAUGACGGGAACGUACUCAGGCCAGUUUGUCAUGGAGGGUUUCCUGAACCUGCGCUGGUCGCGUUUCGCCCGGGUGUUGUUGACCCGCUCCCUCGCCAUCACCCCCACCCUGCUGGUGGCCAUCUUUCAGGACGUGCAUCAUCUCACGGGCAUGAACGACUUCCUCAACGUGCUGCAGAGCAUGCAGUUGCCAUUCGCCCUCAUUCCCAUCCUCACGUUCACCAGUUUGCCUUCUCUCAUGAAUGAGUUUGCCAACGGAUGGGUGUUUAAAAUCGGAGGAGGAGUGGUGAUCUUGAUCGUGUGCGCCAUUAACAUGUACUUUGUUGUGGUUUACGUGACGGUACUGGACAGCGUCUGGCUCUACGUACUGGCAGCGUUCCUCUCCAUCGCAUACCUGACAUUUGUUGGAUAUUUGGCCUGGUUGUGCCUGAUAGCCCUGGGAGUUUCCUGUCUGGAUCCGACCUCCAGGAGAGGGAACGACACGACCAUCCUGAUCGAGCGGCAGCCGGAGUUUAACUCCUGAACCACGUUGUGCGUUCGCUCAACACAAAGACGCAGCUGUGAGCAACCUGACUGAUCCACCUCAUGUAGUUUUUCUUCAGUGCUGAUUUAUUUAUACAAGAAGAUUGUUAACUGAAAUGUUGCUUACAAAAUGAUAACAUGGAUACUUUUUAUUCGUCAAUUAACUUCAUACAAAUGGCUGUACAUAGAGAAAAGUGAAUUUGGAGGCGACUGCACAGUUUUUCAGGUAGUUUGCAAACAACAAGGAUAAGAACUUGCCACAGUUUCUUCAGUGGAUUUAGUUUCAUGUGAUCCCAGACUGAGUCCAUGGUGUUGAGUUCAGGGCUUAGUGGAGGCCAGACCAUCUGCUGCAGGUCUCUGAAGAUGGUUCUUUAUGACUCUGGGCUCAUUUGGGAACGAUCAGACGCCUCCUGAUGUUUGAUAGAUAAGAAUUGAAACAUCUAAAGUGCCUGAAACAUUUUGCACCGUACUGCACUUACUAAGUCUUCGUGGAACUGACGUUGUUAUUGUCGUUAUCUUCGAACCCCAAUCACUGGUUCUACAAAACUAUUAAGAUGAGAAGAUGAAAACAAGCAACAAAAAAACAAUCUCAGGGUUUCUGCAUUUUUACCAAGAGGUUUUAGGCCUUUUUAUACCUCGUAGAAUGUAAUAUGAUACCUGAUUGUCAAAGUAUAAAAGUUCAGUAUGAUGGAAAAUCAGUAGAGAUGACAUGGCCUCGAAUUAUUUAACGUUAUAUCAUGUUUUUUCACUACUUCAUUGCAAUAACAAAGAUUUCUUUCACUUUUUUUACUCAUUUUUUAAUUGUUGUUUUAUCCUCAGACUUCCGUUUCCUUCCACUUUGUUUGUUUGUUUGGUUAAGAUCUAAUUUCUGCAGCAGCCCUUUAUCAAAUCAUUUUGCAUACAAUUUAUUCUAAUUUCUAAUACAGUUUUAAAUUGUAAAUUAAAUUCAAAUCAUUUUUGGCUGAAUCACAAACAUGCCAAUCAUGAAUUGAUUGGGUUCUGAUGGGGGUGACUGAAACUCCCCAAACAAGAGAAAUAUGCAAGUCGAAUUUAAGACUUUUCAAUAUCUUCUAAUCCUUUUUUGAGGGAAUAGAUUUUUCUCUAGAUAUAUUUGAAGACUUGCAGAUAUCCUGCUGACUCCGUGCAGUUCCUCUUUUGGCCACAGGGAGGCGGUGCAGGCCACAGGAGAGAGAGCUCCAGUAAACGUCUCACCACUGGAGCUGUUGUUGUACAACAUAACACAGCACAUAAAGUGUCCUGGUGCGUUACAUCAUGUUUUAUGUGUUUGUUACGGUCGCACAGAAAACGACAUCAUCAUAUUAACCCCGAUCCAAACAGAAAUUUGUGCAGUGAUAGCACUCUUCUGUAAUAUAAGUGAACGUUCAGAUGUGGCGGGGUGUUUGACAUGCCUGUGGUAUGUCUGAAGAGUUGCAACUAUUGUGCAACUGCGAGCGAGCACUGCACAAUAGUUCUGCUCGAAUUCCAGUGCUGAAGUGCCACGGCUUUUGCAGGCCGAGGAGAGGCGGAUGGACAGGUUUUUCUUUGCAUUGUGGCGGGGGAACUUUUUUUUCUCUCCCUGUCAUGGAGGCAGAGUUAUGUAAGAGGGGAGAGUCUUCCCACCGCCCCUCUCUGUUUUUGUUUUUCUCAAUGAGCCAAUGUCUCCCUGCCUAGGCCUCACAGCCUGUCCGGUAGGCCCCUUUCCUGGAAACAUAGCCUAGCAGAGGCCACUCAGGGGCAGGCCUGUGAGGUGGGAGGAGGAGGAGGAGGUGGAGGAGAGGGGGGCUCUUCCAGCAAAUCACAUGAUGGUAGACCCUACACUACAGUCCCAGCCCUACAUGAGGCUCAGAUGCUGUGAGCACAUUUCGCCAGCUAGUUUGUCAUCAGCAGGAUUGGAUGUGGCUAAUGCAUGGCAGCGUGCAUGAGGCUGUGAGUAGAAGCUGUGGAUUCCCAGGUGUGAAAUGUAGAAAUAGAACCACAAUGUCUGAUAGAUGGACUAUAUGUGUGUGUGCAAGUAGUCAAUGUGAUUUUUAUUUCUAUUUUUGCAAUUAAUGUCAACAACACUGAUUUUUACCGUGCAGUAUAAAUUGAUGAACCGUUUUUCUUCUUUUGUUGGACUUUUUUUUAAAUUUGGCAGUUAAUCCAGCGGAGUUAGUUUUCUAAAUGGAGGACGAUCGUUUGGCCUCAGGGCCCUCGAUAUUAUUUCCAACUGAUUAAUGAUAAUGUGAUCCAACUUAUUUUUAACAAACAGUGAUGUAUUUGUACUGUACACUUGCUAUCAUGCCCCAGCUGAUGACAGAUUAACAGAGUACGUCAUUGAUUUUUUUUUUUUUUGCUAAAGAUUUAUCUUUGAACCACCUUUGCUGUUUCAUUACUGUGGCACAACCAGAGUCUGGCUGAUUUAACGAGAUGCCGUUUCAAUAAUCAUUAAAUGUGUUGUUGUGGUUGUAAACAAACAAUGCCGCUGAACAAACACAAUAAAGCAGAACAGAGAAUUAAA